Molecule: messenger RNA, 36613 nt
Organism: Spirometra erinaceieuropaei
Lineage: Eukaryota; Metazoa; Platyhelminthes; Cestoda; Diphyllobothriidea; Diphyllobothriidae
Source: the annotation of a GenBank genome assembly
AUGAAAAACCAUCUUCGAGGACGUGAAGAAGACGUUGUCGAUGACCUUCGGUUAACAGUCCUCCUUGUUCAAUCUCCAGUUCUCGUACCUCCGGAUGUUCAGAUGUCGAUAAGAAACGUUUCUGUCACUGCCACUGGUGAUGCGUUCAAGUGAGAAUCCGAAACCUCAGGCGAAUAAAGCCCUUGUUACAGCGAUUACUUCUUCUUCUUAUUCUUAUCACCCAGGCCCUGGAACUAGCAUCUCCGCUUGUUCAGAUGACAUCAGACGAUCUCAUUGCAUACGUGAGCAUUAUUAGCAUGAUUAGGGACGUUUUCGGCCCAGUUCUCUCACUGAAGACCGGUUUGAAUGCGCCAUUUUUAUCUAUGGUCCCCACUUAGUUACAGGGUAUGCAGGGAUAUUGACCGAAUGAGUAUCCACGAUAAAAAUGACAUACGUCACAGUGCUGACAAGGCGGUGACAGUGAUUUUGCCCUGGGCACCUGCUUCGGCAGCGUAGCGCGGUAUAGUAAGGUUGCUGAGAUCGCAUUGACUGAUUGAAAUGUGGGAGUGAUCUGGAUAACGAUGAAGUUGUGUUUGAAGUUGAUCAGCAUCUGGCACGUGCCAGUCAGCUCUCGGAGGGAAAUGUUGCAGCAGUUCCUUUUCAUCGUAGGCAGGAGACGUGUCCAACUAUCAGAAUCCCUGGUGACUGAGGACCGCAGACAAAUAUGAAACAUUAAAACUGGUUUUCAGCGAGAGAAUCGAGCCGAAAACGUCCAUGCUUGUGACUAACAAUGCUCACAUAUGUAAGGCAAUCGCCCAAUGGCAUCUGAACAGUUAGAGGCACGGGAAUUGAGGGUUGAACAAGGUCGACCACUGACCGAAGAUUUGCGAGAACGUCUUCGUUGUGUCGACAGAAGUAAUUUCACACGAGUUGAUCGGGGAGAUAAAGUUGGCUUAACAUUGUUGAGGAAAAUCCUGAACUGGGAUUGAGGUCAAAAGUGCUGAGGAUAUUCACGCAAGAACUGCUGACGGGAUAACUGGCACGUCUUUAGUAAGUAGGCGGUAGUUCAUAGAUUUGUUCAAUCUUUCCGGUGCCAAGAGAACAUAAAAUUAUAUAAAGAUAUCAUUAAAUUCAUCAUGCUCAUAAAAGAGUUUGGUUUCAAAGGCAAGAUAAAAAGAAAAGGAGGCAGUAGUCCGCCCACAAGUGAAAAGUUGCAUUUAAUUUAAAAUGAGAUCUGAUUCGGUUUCUGAAUCACAUAGUUCAUUCGACAUGGUUUAAAAGCCUUAAAAGGAGAGCACGAAGAAGAACGCCGAAGUGGAGAAGCUGCCAUUCUAUGUGAUUUAGACGGAAGAGCAGACUUAAUAUGUGGACUCGUAUGCCAGUUAGAAACGGCUGCUGAUCUGCAACCGAUAUCAAAUAAAUAAAUAAUUUAAUUAGAACCCAUAGGAGUACUUUAACGUUUUUUAAAAACGCAUUUUCUACCGAGUUUAAGAACUAGUGGACGAACACUGUACAGCCUUCAGUUUGUUAUGAAAAGCGGCUAGUGGACAGUGAAAACCCCUCCAAACUUCUUGGUUAGUUUUUAAGGUAAAAACUGUCAUUCAUGGGAAGGUGAAUAUGCGUGCCGGACAGGACCGACGUGUAGGCGGGAGUAUUUGAGGGUUCGGAACGUUUCCGCCAACGGAGGAUUUCUAAACCGGAUGAGGCUGUUCGCUGCAUAUGCGAUUGAAAGAUUUUCUAAAUGAAUGCAAAAACAGUCGUAAAGGUGGCGAACCAGGAGGAACCCACCAUGAUCGGCCACAGUCCGCUUAGACUCCAAGCGAGGAGGGGACAUAAAAGGCUGUGAGGAUCAUAGAAGCGCGGAGGAUGCGACCAUGAUACAUCUUUGCCGACCGACCAAAAUUUUUGCAAGUGACGAAAACGGAGGAAACAAUCAUGAUCGUUACCGGCUCGUUUGGGAUCCAUAUGAGGAAAUGAAAGUAAAUUCAUCGGAAAUCGUUGCUGCAGUGGAGGAGUAAUAGCAGUGGACUUAGCAGCCAAUCAAAAACAGGGGGUUGUAAAAAUCUAACUAAAAUUUCCCACUUUUUCGUUUCAAUUUAGUUUUUUGAGGGAAGUAGGCGUAAGCCUUUGGGCACCCUGUUUAAAACGUACAACAGGGUAGGGUGUCCAGAAAAAUUAUCUGUGUCGAAAUAAUUUAAACGAGCCCAUAAUGGUAUGACAGAAGGGAACUGAGUCUCAGAUGAUAAGCUCGAUCUGCCAUCGCUGCUGGUCAUUUCGGAACAUAAAUAGGUCAAGGUCCUUUUUAAAACUUUGUAUUGAUGGUGACAUCACAAAAUCUGCAGGCAGACCAUCACAUGGUUUGAACAGGUAAACCAUAUCUUGCCUCCCAUUUAAUCCCAGGAGGACCCUUUUAAAAGUCCAGAAGUUGAGUGUUUAGGAACGAAACGGUCAACUGCGAGUUUAUGUCUUCCGAGGUAAGGUGUUCGCGUAAUUUUGAUUUGAAUACCAAUAACAUAGGCAAUGAUUUGAACUACUCUGCAUGCAAAAUAAAAUCAACCUUCUCAGUACUCUGACUUCUGUAAUUAAACGGAACGGCACUUAUUGGGUCGGGCAACGGGUAAUGAUAUUUUAUUGAACAAUGCAAAAUACAGAAGAGUGGCCAGAUCGAAGGUGAUCUUAGGAAAACUGAGGCCGCACAAGAACAAAGGCUGCGUGAACGGUCAUCCGGUGAAAACCCAGGCGGAUGGAAGCGCAAGGCGAACGUAAAGACACAAAACAUCCUGUCGAUCUUGGCGACAAAUAGAUGUGAACACAGGUCGUUCAUGAACACAUGAGCCUCCCGCAACAAUCUACAUUUGCGAUGCGUUGUAUCAAAAAGGCUCCAGAUUGGCCUGUGGUACGCGUUAUUCAGGGUAAAAGGAAUUUAGACGAGUCCAUAACUACUGACACGUCCAGACGCAGGCCGCCAUGCCAUUUCAACCACUGCUCUCAGUCCAAUUCUUCGGUGGUUGACAGGUUCUAAAAGUCGACUUAUGCACGGGAUAAGGAAGAAAGUGGAGGCCGACACUAGUGAAUCGGUUCUCAAGACGCGUUUAAAUUAACGGCGGCGCAUUAAGAGACAUAGCCUCGAAGGUUGUCACAAAAAGGAUAGCACGGCCUCUCUCAGGACUGAGUCAGGCUGCAAUGUUUCCCUACCAGAAUGGCCUCCGUGAGACUCUUAAGGGUUCUAGAUUCAGGCAGUGACCAUGAAAGUCUGAUAUAUAUUGUGGAAAUCAGAUCGUGCGUGCGUGGGCUGUCAAAUUCACUUACCUCUGCACCGGAGCACUAUUCUGGCCGCCCUGACCUUUGCUUGUUAGCAGAGCAAGAUGAGCGAGGAAUGACGUAGGGCGACAGGAGUUAUGUAAGUCUACCUCACACUGAACCGAUUCACGCACAAACGACCGCCCGCACCCAUUCCGCAAGGCACACCGAGGACGUCGUAGUUCGUCAAGGUCGGACUGUCGUCGUUGAAUGAAUUCGGAGAAUAAAGGUUGCCAGCCAGAUAAGGGCAGAGUUGCAUGUAUCGGUUACGCUCGCGCGGUGAGUGAACAACACGCAUAUGGGCGAGAUACGAGGACCUUGGGGAACAAAUACGGAUAAUGCAAACAAGGACAACUGCCGCUGUCGUACCGACGUUGCGUGCGACGCCAUCAUCAUGACUUCUUUAUCGUGAGAGUAAUGAUCUUCUCCCGCAUGAUAACUCGCAAAUCAGUCUUAGUAUCCGUGCCAUGCCAGAUGUGCUAAACUUAUCUGGGACGAUGGAAAUAAAUUUGUUUGGUAGAGGGACGCUCACCGAUAGUUCUUACGGAACUCACUCGUUCCGCUGUGCCUUACGGGCUCUCUCUCUCGAGCCUAACCAGCAGCCGCACAGCGGUGCAUGAUAUAGACUGCGUGUUAUUACCGAUAAAGACAAGGGAGACUGGAAUGACCAUUUAUGGCCGCCAGUCAGUCAUACCCAACCCCGAAGUGUGGAACACCUGAGGCUCGAACGCGUGGCUUGUUAGUUAGAAGUCAGACGCCCCUUAUCACUGGGCUACGGGUCCGCUGUCCUGUCGGUUUCGAUCGGGAAUAUACAAUGGCAUGGCUGGGUGACGACGGCUAAUAAACCAGAAAUGGCCAUUCUAGUCUCCCUUGUCCUUGUUGGUAAUAACAUACUAAAAUUUGUUUUUCAGACGUGAGGCUAUUUAAUCCAUAAUUUGCAUGAUCGGUUAACGCCCCCUGCUGUUGUUGAUAUUUCCUAUUAUAACCGACUGAAUACCGGCCUGCGGCUCUAUGUGAAAGUACUUGCCUACCAAACGUUCUGCGGCCAUAGAACUCAGACUCAGAUCCAUGGUCAUCCGGACAUGGAGUUUCCGUGCGCCAUACUGUUGGUGCUCGUUAUCUGCAUAUACUAUAGACCAGCAAGCCACGGCAUAAAAUUUACACAAUUUCGCCGAUAACUGAUUAUCACCUCUUUCAACUUCAGCAGCACCCUUACAGUCUGUUUAAGCCCACCACUGCUCCAAUUGGAGCCUAAUUCAGAUCUAUAUGUUUGUGGCUUUCGUUUUUGCCGGGUAGUCAUGAUUUUCGCAAGGACAGCCAUACCACAAUAACGUGAGUAUUUAGUGUGUAUUUAUGCGUAAUUUUGUUGGAAGUCCGUGUUUUUAACACUAUUCUCCUUUCGUUAGCACUAAACCUCUAGAGCGACUCUUCUUGCGUUUGGAGCCGGUCAUGUUUGGUGGCGAGUAAUUAUUUGUCUAGCAAAACACUCGUCUCGAUUUUAGACGAAAAUUGGGGACUGCAGUACUCCUCAAACUUAAAGCAUUAGUUUUUUAUAUUGUGGUUUCUGUACGGCACCGUCGUUUCGACAUCAAAAAUCCAGGCUCGCAUGGCAAAUUUAUCUAGAAUGUUACCAAGAUGUUCCCAGUUGGGUGCUACCGGCUGCUAAUCGCAUGUGUAUGUUUAAGCUAAUAUUUUUCAAAAUGUAUCAGAGAAUGCUGCAUAAACAAGCAUUGUACUACGCAUUAGAAUCGGAAUUAGGAUUGUUAUGGCACGUGUGACCAGACAGCUAAUAUCAUUAGAGUUAAUUUUUGUCUUUUCAUUUCGUUUCUAGAAAUCUUAUAGGUUCGUUCUCAUCACAUUUACUUUCUCACCUAGUACCUUCCUAGUUGUGGAUUAGUUUUUCACGACGGCCAUUCGCAUGCCAUGACUUCCUCCAGUGUCUUUCGACGGUCUCCCGUGUGGUCAGAUUCAUACGAUGUAGAGCAACCUAAAUCAUUCUCACCCGCAGCCGACUAAUGUUGGAGUGCUUUUUGAAAAACUGCCUUAACUCGCAUCACAAAACCUAAUUAUCCAGUACGGUACGAAGGUGCAAAAGCACACGGGGCGCUCGUUCUAAUCUUUAUAUCAUUUGAAAUGUCUGGGUAAAGUAACUGAAAUUUUUGCCCACUCGCUUGAAUGUUAAGAAAAGGAUUAAUAAUUCUGACGGGUAAAUCCACUACAAUCUCCCGAUGUCAGCCGUCUAAGCGCUACCAUGGUCCAAACUGGUCGGGACAAAUCUGGACCUUUUUAUAAUUCACCAGUCAUCAGUGGUGAGGGAAAUAUAUAUUUGUUAGAUCUUUUACGGCUAUCACCAUUAGGCAACUGAAAUAGUUGGUUAUAACUCAGUGGGCCAGUUGUCGGGUAUUUAUGCUCAUCGAUUCUGCCCGUUGCGAGUUAUUAUCCUCAAAUUUGUACCGAAUGGUGCGAAGAAUCGCGCCUCUUAUAUUUCACUGACGUUUCCACUACUUUUGUCCACGCUAUCUCAUGAAAAUCAUUUGAACGGGUCAAAUUGGUUCGAGCGGUUUUUAUGUGCAGAGCUCUUUGAACAUUUCUGAAAUGUGACUUCGCCUUGGAGGGUAAUGCUGGUUAUUCAGCCAAACAUGUUCUCCUGAAGUGUACAUUUCAGCACACGCGCGCUAUUCUCAACGUAUGGUCGAAGGUAGUAGUUUACAGUAGUAUACAGCCCGUAGAGCAGUUAUCCAGGCAGAAACUGUAGCGGUCAAACGCACCCACCAUGGAAUGCCCAGGCAGAGAUUCCGCAGUUUCCGAAAGUGAUGACACCCCCUAAGACGCACAGUUUGACGACCGCAUCGUAACGCAAAGAUAAUGAGUCGCGAUUAGCCGAUUUUGCUUUGCCACGUCUUGCGGUCGCUUUGUCGGAUCGGGAAAACCAGAUAUUACUUAUGCAGGGGUUAGUCAAUAACUUGCUAUGUUAGACUUGGAAGACAAUUUACCAACCCGAACCGUCCUCCCUGCCGAACGGCCUGUCAUUAAACUGUCUAAGAGGAACGGGCAUUCGAAGCCGCCAGAGUUAGCGAUGUGACUCGGGGAGCCUAUAACCAAGCAAAGGUAAUGGGGGCGGUAGUGGCGGCUGUUAUCUAUGCUGUUUAGACCGUGUGUUUUGCGUCCACAAGCCACAAUCAGUUUGCCGACGGCGUGUUUUGCCAGACAUCCUAAGGCCCAUUUCCUAGCUCCCUCCUUCGCUAUAGAGUACACAGUACCAUCCAUAAAUAGCGCUGCUUAGUCAUCCCAGAAUCCUGCCGAAUUGCGCUAUGGAGUAACUUUUUUAUUGGAAUGGCCACCCGAGUUAGCCUGGGCCGCCUACAGGAUUGCCUGUCGCGCAUUCCGUAGGACUUUUUGUUUGGGAGUAGGAGGGGGGGGGGGUAAAUUCGAGGAUUAGUUCAGGGAUUACGGGUUGUGAAAAUACACACACACACACACACACACACACACACACACACACACACCGAACACCGUCAUUAGCUUUUGCCCGCCAGUCAAGGACGGUUACCUGGGUGUGACAGCCGUUCUGAGCACAGCCGUGUGGAAACGCUGAUGGCAUCUAGGUGGUUGAACGGGACGAAGCGAAAGUGUCCACCAGCCCCAUCGAUGAGUUCGGCAGGGGCUGUCGGUGCCCUGCUCAUAGGUGCCUGUUACCACUCUAGUUUUGCUUGCAUACAAGGCCCAGUUGGCGCCAUUAUUGCAGCAUCUUCAUGCAUGGUAAUUGCCGGCAGUAUAUGUGCGGCAGGGCAUAUCCAUCGGUGUGACGUUAUGCAACGUUUGUCCAGAGGAGUUAACGGUUUUAAAUUCGGGGACAGAUGAUAGAGACUUAAGAAGAUUUAUUGAGGAGAUUAGAACAUUUCUUGCGCCUACGCAGUAGUGUGUGUACCCAGAGCUCCACAACAAUCACCAUAGUCCCGCCUUAGAGGGGGGGUGGGGGGAAAGAUGUCAGCGGGAGUACAGAAGCCUAGUGGUGGUCAGAGUCUCCGACGAGCGGUCGGCUGGGAGUUCACGUAUCUCAACUGCUACAGAAAUGCACGUUUGGCGGGCAUCCAUUAGGUCUAUCCCCUGCGAGCACAAAUGUAUCUAUAAAACGAGUGAAUGCCGGUGUUUUCGGCCUCCAUCAGGAAGAAUCAUUCAAGUUAAGUUGUGUAUUUCGUUUCUAGUCAUUAGAGAGGCAAAUCGGUCGAUUUCACAUUGAAGUACACUUUAGAAUGUCUGUUGAAAAACGUCGUUUUAUCGCUAUGUCCAAAAUACAAAGGGUAAAAAUAGGCAAAACGACUUGGAAGUUAUGAAUUUGUGCCUCAAAAUCACGAUUUAGAUCUUAGUUUUUCGGUCGGGACGCAAAAGGCAAUUUGGUCGCAAACUGGUUUACAAUAAGAUAGUUUUGCGUCGCACCUACUUCACCGUUCCUACCCCGCGUUCUAAAGGCAAGACGAUAUCGAGACGACUGGAGACGGGAACGGUAGCUGAAAUUAAAGGGUACAAGUCUUUACUUACUGGAUACGUACCGGUUCGUGUAAACAUGAGCUUUGCUUCAACAUCUUGCAUUUCACGCCGGAUAGUGUUGCAAUAGAGGCAUCAUUUGCCAAAGGGCUCUUACAACCCGACCCGCAGCCUGGAGUUAAGGUGAGUCUUGCUCAGCUAGGAGUCUUCCAGCCCACGACUUAUAGCACAUCACGAGAGCUUUAAAAGCAUCGAGUUUACCCUGGCGAGGAAAGCAUUUACUGGGUUUGCGUUGAACCGACCUUACUCUGGUGUAAUUUAGCAAGGUCAAUUUCAAGCCAGACUCAUCGCAGGUGACGAGGUCAGCUGCAGUUAGUAGCGUGAUUUAAAACUUCCAUAUAAUGUUUUCUGCGCAUAUGUUUGCCCCUCCGUUAAAGUCUGGCAGUGACGCUGCCCGUCUUGACAACCCGGACACGGAUAGUUCAGCCGUCCUAAGUGAUGACCAUAUUCACUAGGUUACGUUUGUGGUUUAGUGGCCUUGGACAAGGUGAAUCAGGCAUUCAGUGAGUCCUUUCUUGAUUCUUUGCCAAAAUAGGGGCAGAAAAGCAACUGUAGGUGGGUAACCUAGUUGGGCACAGAUCAGUCAAGACAAGCCCAGGCGUGAAGUUGAGGACAUUAGAAUUAAGAGCACUCGGUUGCAUCCAGGUUUCAAAGCUGCUGCAUUGAAUGCCUGCUCCGUUAUGUCCCACGUUAGGUCCACAGGCGCCGCAGGCGUAGCGCAACGUCCUGGCUGUCCUGCUCGUUGUUGGGUGUAGGUUGGUGGGCUGCCGAGGUCUCUCAUCUGUUUGAGGUUGGAAUGCUUCGGGCGCUGAUUGUAGGAUUUUUCCGAAACGGGGGUUCAAUUGGGUGGAAGUGGCCACGGUGUCCAACCAGGGCUAGUGAAGUAUGCUGGAUUUAUGUCAUCAGAGGACACACUUCUUUGAGCUCUCGAGAAUGUCAGGCCAUCAAAAAAGGCAGGAGUUAGUUUGGGCGCUCAUCCCACGAACGCACUGUUACUGUCCUAAUCCCAACACCUUCCUACGGGUUACUCGGUACCAGGCAUGACACGACCAGUCAACAUCUCUAGGUGGUUCUGGAACUCUCGAUAGACAGGAGACUAGGUCGAGCCUACCAGGCCUACCGGCAUUGAUCGUCUAGCAUAAAAGUCGCAUAGAUCAGGCGUGAUUUAGCUUAUGCUAAGUAGGUGGAGGCUUGAGGUCGUUUAAACACCUUUUAAGCACGAUUUCGGCCACAUAUCAGAAGAAAAAGGCAGAAUUGACGUAGAUGGGGAGCGUAAUUAUUUGUUCUCAGCGCCAUACUCAGCGGAAGAAGACCAUAGAAAAAAUUCCCGAUUGCCUAAACAGGGCCUCUUUUAGGAUUCCAAGAGGAAUGUCUGUUAUCAGGCUGCAUAAGAAAUCAUCACUGAAAACUGGGACCUCUGAAUCCCUUUACGUUAUGUUCAACUCUGCCUCGUAAAAAUCUGAAUCCAAAAGAAUUGUGGUUUCGGUCAUCAGGGAAAACCGAUUUGCUUUAAAUCUUUUCUUUUACGGAUGGAAAAACAGUGAAAUCAUCCUCCCUCGUCUUACUCCUGAUAUCGAAUAAUUAGUAGCGUGAUUACAGCUACUCUCUGGGAGAGCACCGUAUUUUCGGACAUUUUUGCAUCUGUCGUUAUCCUCAAAACGGGCCGCACAGGAAAUGCACUGGACCAAAUCGGGAGCCAGAUGAGAACACAAGGCGCGUUAAUCGGGAUGCAUAUCCAUAACAAAUGCCAUAGGCGGAGAUCUGGUGCACGCCUAGGCGUGGACUCACGCCGCGCCAACCGCCUGUGUCCACUUACUGCAUCGGAUAACUGACCGGUUUGGAUGGUGGACUGGUGUCUGAGAGAUGGGAGAGUGAGGUCGACCGGAACUCCGCCCCCACGGCACUCAACGCGUAUUUCUCACUACAAACAAUCGGAUGAGCUUGUAAACCAUCACGAUGCGCUAAAAGCAGUGGCUUGGAAGGCUACCAACUGACCGGAUAGGCCAGUCCUCCUGUCAGGACUGAGAGUCAGGCUGCAACGACUCCUUCUGAAUGUGCCCACUAUUGCACUCCCGCCCAGAUGGAGUCGGAGCUGCCCCAUUCUUGCUUGUGUGAAAACCUGGUCCAUUGUUUCGUGGAUCAAGCGUGUGUGGCCUGCGCAGACGGAUUGUUUAGCUUUGUCAGUCACUGGGCCCGAUCCUGCCUCCGGUCUCCCUGACUUUGUCUCAACACCGGACUGACGUGGGUCGAAGAGGGAAUGCGCCAGACACUGCGCAAAUCAUCUAUAAUUAUAACUUACUUCACGCGCAAGUCACCGUCCCUGCGCCCACCCUGCCAUGGAACACACGAUGUACAUCGUCGUUUACGACGGUCGAACUGUCGUUGUAUGUCAACAGAUAAGUCAUCUUGAUCUCAUAAACCGAUUCUUACACUUGGUCUUGACUUACCUUUUAAGCGAUUGCACGGGAUCGCGAUCGAUCGUUGGUAAACUCUAGGUUUUUCAAACUGGAUUCGGUCCUCGAUAGCGUCUUACUUGUGUACGGCGAACUGGCGGCCAACUUUGUUUCGCGUCUACAAGGUUUGGAAACGGAAACAGCGAAAUACCCCAAACAACCCGCUGUUCUUUUUACAUCAUUUUAUUAUAGGAUUGGCAGUUAGGAGGAGAUGGCAACAGCUGUUUUGCGUGGAAUAAGACAAAACCGCUGGUAUAAACAUAAGCUAAACCUUGACCUCGAGAGUGCCUUGUCCUUCCCUCCCGUCAACCCGACUGAAAUAAAUGGGAACUAUUAUGUAUGCGGCCAUUUCCAGACAAUUGAACAACCUACUGUAUCAGAUUUGGUGGAUUCCAGACGUUGCAGUAGGUUGGGCGGGUAGCUUGACCAAAAUGUGAUUAAACUCGCGUCGUCCGGCGGAGCCUCGUAGCUCAAGUGGUUAGAGCGUUGGCUGUACUAAAGCCUUCCCCUUACUGCGUGGGUUCGAAUCCCACUGAGGCGCCGAGUUUUUCAUAGUUGGGUCAAUAUAAAUGGGACAAUAAUAAUUGGCAUUUAGAGAUGAAGCAAGGAGAACCUCUUGCGGAGCUUCAUACCAGCUGGCAUUUACCAGACCGACGCCGCUAUUCUUUCGCAGUAGUUUAAAGGAAUAAGUUCAGGGGCCAACCGAACAUAGUGCCGAAGUAUUGCGAUUGGACUCCUGCCCACCAGAAGGAUUACAUGACGCAACACAAAAGUCACCGUGUAUAAGCUUAUAAACAUAUUUGAGAAUCUAGACGGCCUAAGAUUUCGGAACACAACCAACCUAUACUGGACUGUGAGCAGGGAAGGAGUGAACCCAUAGAGUUAUUACCCCAGCGCUCCCACGAGUUUCGCUUAUUCUAUUGCUUGUCACACACUACUUUGUCUCCCUUGCUCAAAAGCUCGGUUCAGUCGAUCAUGACUUACAUUGAUAAAUAAUGAGGUGGUGACAUGCCACACGAGCUGAGCGUACUCUGGCCUACUCCCGAUAGAUUCAGGACCAACUACCUUUCGUCACCUCCAUAGUCCUCGACUAUUUUUUACGGUUUGCAGCCACUCUUUUCUUGCCAAUCCUGCUGGAUGUUACUCAGUUUGCCCCCUCCUCACGAUUUGAUAUUGAGCUAUUAUUUGGUACCGAGUUCUCCACCCUGCACUAUGCAGGUCAACGACGAUGCCUUAUAACUGCAUGGGGCCAUCACACGUGAAUGAAGCUGUUAAAAUUGUUGGCUUAACAACGGAGUUAUCAAGGGCAAACUGUUUUUCAUAUGUGGACAAAAUUACUAGCACGCUCCGACGGCAGGAGAGCCUACUAGAAGUACGUUAGGGUAAAUUUUUCCGAGCUUUACGUGUGGAGUUGAGCUCAUUUUUCGGAUGUACUUAGCAGGCCAAAUGCCCAUCCUUUAGAUAGUCCAAUAAAACUGUUGCGAUAUCAACAUAGUCACCAAAGUUAGUCGGCAGUGUCUCCACGUAAACUCUUAUUUUGCGAGGUUGUUAAUUUUCAGCUACCAUUUGAAAAUCAGGUUGUAUGCUGUCUUUUAGCACCUUGAACACAUUCUCACCACAAAUCCCACCAUUCGCUAUUAAGGGUUCCGAUCAGCUACGUCUCUAAAGUAAGGAUCAUGGCCGCCGUAGAUAAAUACUCCUUUACGAACUGCAAACCAUAGACCUUAACUCGAUGAAGUAUUGUCAGCGUCCCCCACAAGUGAACCACUGAUUCAUGUUAGUGGUAUCGCUGAGACCACAGCCACUGCACCCACGCCUCUUUCUCAUCGACUUGACUUUGUCUUGCCACUAGAACAUGCUGAAUGAAGGAAGGGCCAGGUAGCUAGUCCGCUUCAACAUAAACAACUUCACACCCAAGUUACCACUGUAUUCUCUCUGGAACAGCGAUGGAUGUGGUCGUUUACGACGAUCGGACUACCGAUGGCGAGGAUUCGUUUUUGUGGUACAUUUGGAGCCUCGUCAUAAAAGUAUAUAAAUAAGUGCAUUCAUUCCAUGAUUUGCAAACAGGUGUGUGCGUAGUCCAGAAGAUCUCAUUUAUCUAGACGAUCGUUGCUGAAAUGUUAUGUAGGCGGACCGUAGAGCUCUGACCUUGUUCCCAUGCGUAAUAUUUUACGUGGCUAAGUAACGAGACGGACGUCACGAGUCCAUUAUUUACUGUGAACGUUUGCGUUUAAACCAUAUUUGACUUACCCUGUUUCUGAACUUUACGCUCCUUUUGCGCAGCUAACCCUGUCUCGGUUCCCUAGUUGACGCCUUGUGUCUUCGUCACAAAUUACUGAGCGAAGUCAUCGAAACAGUUGCUGUCAGAUGCGGUGCACGUCCCUGCGCAAACGUUUUGACUUGUUUAGUCACCGUUGGUGGAAUAGGCACAGCAUAACGCCUUAUAGUUUUGUCUAAAAUGGAUGAGUAAGCGUGGGACGUCCAUGUCCGAAUUGUUAGGGCCGAUGCUCAUUAGCACGUUAACUCUCUAAUUGAGUGGUACCAAAUUCAACGGAGAAGCGUAUGUUUAGGCCUACCAAAACUCCGACACAAGUAUUAGGAAAUUCAGACAUGGCUUUUGACGAUGCUAUUUGUUGCUACACACGGUUAAUUAGGGUUCGGCUUCUCAAUGGGCCCCGCCGUUCACCAUGCGAUUUCCAGCAUAAUUGGUUAGAAAAUAACGGUGUAUUUUCCAAAAAUUAUCUAACCGGCUUGGGUUAUGUCGUCGGAAUAGGGUUUUCCAGGUCAUAUGGAUUUUAAGGGCGAAUUCAACAGUUAAGAUCGACAAACAAAAAAAAACAGUGCCAUUUUUGAUGACAGACGUCCCAAAAUUGAAAAAAAAACGCAUGUUCCGUCAAAUUUUGUGCUGCUUUAGUAAACUGAAAAUUCAACAUGACAGUGACUGCUUGUGUCAGGCCAAGGUUCAGUUUCUCAUACUAUGUCAUACUGGAAGCCGCACGACAGUACCCGAUUUCUGGUUAAAACCACUCAGGCGUAUUUGACUACAGCCUACGCGAGUGAUAUAUGAAAUUCUAAACCAUUGUCAGGCAGAAUCCAGUCCGGUAAGUCAAUCUAACCCGAGUUAGCGUCCACAGCAAAGGGUAAGGCAGCUGUGGGCGCCCCUACAAGGUGCUUUUAGUUAUAUAUGUCUGCAGAUGCAUUAAAGCCACCGUACAGUCACAAUACAAUGAGCACUCUGUUACACUGCGCCGAGUAAAGUCAGAGGCAAGACAAAUAUUUCGCAGAAAUUUCCCAACGAAACGCCCUGAAGGAAUACAGUAAAUCGCCGGAAUUGAUUGUUUGCGAAUUGUAAUCAGUAACUUUGGAUAUGCUGCUUCUAAAAAUACCGGAAGAGUGCUAUUCCCACUUAAUCACCCUAGUCACUUAGUAGCGCUUCUUUCGAAGAUCUUCAGGUCUGUCAAUUCAGAGAUCAGGUUUCUCCAUACCGUUUCUAUCCUGACUGCAUUAUUCACCCUUUCGGCAAAUGAAUUCAGAAUAUAUGUGGACUUCCUGAGUCCUAACGCUUGUAUUUUUUCGAUCUUCGAGGCUAAUUUAACCAUCUAUAACUUCAUACUUGUGGGUCCAAGGCCUGUAUUAUGUUAUUGGCUUGGGUUACGACCGGUGUACGUGCCGACAUUUAUCCCCUGUUCUAAUGUCUUUACAUCUUUGUCUAGUAACACAUUUUAAAUUAGCAUGCCCGUUGUUACUAGAUUUUCCGACACCGGUUGUCGUUUUCGACCGUUUAUUUUUUUUUAACGCGAGACCUAUAAAUGUCCUAGUUCUAUAAGCAGGUAGUCCGGACGCCAUGCUGCUAAAAUCUAACAGUACUAGUUCGGACUUGUCUGUGUUUGAUGUCGUAGGAUGUCAAAUGCCGGUUCUUGUCUCUAGACCUUGCUGAUAAAUUGCGCCUCUUUCAUGUCGACUCCUCUGUUUUAGGUCUGUGGGCUAUCGCAUCUCACUAUAUACGGCGGAGCUAAUACGCCAUCAUCAUGCAACGUUCAAAACAGCCCCUUAUGAUACUCACUUGUCAACAUAAUUCGCACUACUUUGAAGAGCGAAAUAUAGUUGUCAACGACGUUGUCAAGGUCGGUCGAGCUGUUGCCCGGGCUAAGGCUGCCCCAAACAAUGCAAUCUUCGAUUGCAAAGUGCUUUCAAGGAAUCACGCAAUCAUCUGGUUUUCUUCCGAUGAAGUAAUUUCCAUUUUCUAGCCUCACCUUAUCCAUGGCAGUUUUGGCUUCGUGAUACCAACAGCAGUAAUGGAACUUUUGUCAAUGAUGUCCGGGUCACCAAACGUGACGACAGUGACUCUUGUGACAGACAAAUCUUCUCUGGAGACAUUAUACGAUUUGGAGUGGAUGUUGUCGAGAACGACAGUAAUUGUUUCCUUCACGCCAACUUGUAUUUUAUCUAGCAACUCACGGAUGCAUAAUCACUAGUGUAACUCUCAUUCUUCCCAAUGGUUGUGAGGCCAAGCCGAAACUUGGGCAUUCUUCCAAUGAAUCAGCCCCGGCUGGUCACAUCCCUAUAAACACGGAACAAAUAUUUCAACUCUCCUGUUUCCUUAACGUAGGCCUCCUUCAAAUGAACUAACCACCCUCUCCAUAUGCGCAGGACACUCUUUUUAGAGAGCAGGCUUUGGAAAAGCGACUGGAGAGCUUGCGCGCUGCUCUUCAGGACGCUCAGCUAGCCUCCGAGGCCGGGUGGCAGGUAGGCUUUUUUUCUGAUCGCCGCCUCAGGGACGUAUUUCAUUCUAGGCAAUGCUGAACGAAGAGAAGCUCCUUGAAAAACUCGAUCUUUAUGAAAACCAGAUACGUAUUUUUAAGGAGGUAGCAUUGGCUAUUUGCAUUUAAAACACCGCUUCUACAGGACCUCCCAGAGGACUCUCUCCGGGCCCGCCUCUCCGAGGCUUUCGAAGAGAAGAGCCUUCAAGAAAGCACGUACAAAGCCAAGUUAAAUGAAUUGCUAAGGGAAAAGAGUGGAGCUCUUCAAAAAGUGCAAGAGUUGGAGGUAAGAUUUAGAAAAAUGGUCAUCUGUGUGUUGUUGGGUUGCCUUGAUUUCUACGUUUUUGUCUGUGGUCGAGUUUUAUCAAAGCAACAAUCUCUGGGACAGAAUUUGCCCUAAUAUCUGAUUAACGGGCUAAGAGGUUACUCAGGGACAUUGGCAUGCACCAAGUUGUCGAAGCAAGAUUGCAUGUGAAUUUUGACAAGUAUAAAUACAUCCCUUGCUGGACCUUGACAGAGCCAUUAGGGAUGUCAUUGCACAGACUCUUAUGCGCACAUUACUUGUCAACCAACCGAUAAUCUACCAGUCAAACAGGCUUAGGAUAUUCGUUUUGCGGGCUGUGUUGUUUCCUUAAACUUAAAAGCAAGCCUCACAUGCUCUUGGAACACUUUAGCCCGGGAUUUUUUUUGACGUCGGUCACUUCGCCCAGUCUCCUCCGGUCCUUUUGAGUCUUGGGGCAUGAGGAAAGAGAGGAUGAGGUCUGUCAGGUUCAGAACCAUAGCUUAUGCGUCCCUCACUAUAGUAAACCUGAGGCCAAAAGCAGUGGCAGCUGCCGACCGAAAAAAUUUACUGGUGCUCCUCCAGGCUGAUGUCCGGGCUAAAAUCACCCCUUCUUAGUGUGGCUUCUUUGGCGACAGUAUCUAGUGAGACACAUGAGGACUCCGUUUUUAAGUCUGGUUUUUAUAUGUUUAGGGACACGCGUAGACGUGGACAAAGCCACUGAGCCCACUCUCAUCUUCGGUGAUUUUCCCUUCGUCUUAUAGUCGGAACAAAGUAGGUUUGAGGAGAGAGAGGGAGAGAGUUAGGUAGAUCCUGUGUAGGUCCUCGUCAUGAACUAACUAAAGCCUAAACCACCAUGGUGCUGUCGGGAUAGUGGCGGCCGUCAACCUGUCGUCCUGUGACGAGCUAGUUUCCCAUCUGCGACUUCCACCCUAUUCCGUAAUGGUCUUAACAGAAGACCUGCAAUUUACGAAUGGUUCACACUGAGCGAGGGAAGGUAACCUCAGCAGUAGCACCCUGUUCCGAAAUAAUAGAAAAUUUCCGAUGAGAUACCUCCUCGCUUCUGAUUCUGUUUGUCAAAAUCCAAUUUUCCUGUUCAUUGUCAGCUGUAUGGCAGCCCCGUCUUUUGCGCAUCUUCAACCACACAACCGAUCCUUUAAUUGUUCGCAAAAAUAACGAGUUCCCACGAUGAUUUUUCGUUUUCAAACUGCGGCACUUCCUGUCCUAUCCCUUGCUUUUUUUUCACUGAUGCAUUUGUCCUCUUCAAUGUUCCCUCCAGCGCUCACUUGUGGACCUUCAAAGCGAGUGCACUCACCUCAGGGACAACUACACAGCUGCGCAAAAUGCCUAUACUGCGCUCUCCGCUGACUUUAAGAAAAAUCUGAGUGAAGUGACACAGCGCCUAUCAGUACGUUCUAUUAUCUUACCAAAAUUCAAAUUCUCAGGUAGGCAAAACACAGAGAUUUUCCUCAGAGGUCGAACAAAUCAAACCCAGACGCUAACUUCCGUGUAUUUAUUCAGAUAAUUUUGCCAGUGUACCUUAUUAGUUAUUUUGCGUUCGAAGCCGAGUUUGCGAGGGGAUAAGGAUCUUCCGACCUCACUCACCUGGAGCUAGUCUCUGCACAUCUAUAAAAGGGCGGGCGUGGCAUGGGAAACUAGACAGGAAAAGUUGGACCUGAUGCAAUAACAGUAUGGUUGCUGGGCUUACAGAUGCGAACUGGAAUUAAUGAACUAACUUGGAAUUAAGUCUCCGAAAGUGGACUUUCGGUUUCGACCCCACUGUCCAUAUAGACACCUCGGGUACUAUUAAAUUCGGCGCAAACACUCGUUAGUGUAUGUAACGUGUCAGCACGUAGUGCAUCUAACCAAUGCCGUAAUGACCUUACCAUGCUCUCAAUACUGACAUAACUACUGGGCAUAUAGCUGAGAGAGAGAAACGGAGGCGCCUACCCGUGCCAUAAACACCGAGGUGGUGAGCAUUAGGUCAGACCACAGUGGUCGUUACAGACCCCAGAAAUAUAAGAUUGCUAACUACGUAUCCGUCCAAUCAGACCACGGAGUCUUCGUUUAGUCAUUUUGAAGGCAUUUAUAGAUGUAACUAGAUUUUGCUCCGUCAGCCUCGACUCUAAAUCCCUUCGAGGACGAUGCUUUCUCAGAUUAUGUAAUCAUGUCGCGAUCUUACGUAAGAUAUUUUGGCAGAAUAAGGUCAGUAAUUGCAGAAAGUAGGAGUGCUGCGAGUGGCCAAUUUCCUAGCCUCAAACAGACGGUUGUUUGAUUUGCCCCCGGACCUUAAAACAGAAGAAGCGAGGUCUCCUGUGUACUAGCAGCAAACUCAAAAGUUGUUCAGCGCAAACUUCCGCGUCAUGUUUGGGAGUAAACCAAGUGGAAAUCUCCAAAAUCGAAUAAUUUCAGGACGUGGGCACGGGUUCUACUUAAACUGCUUCUAUCAAAACCUACUAAAUUAUUCUCUGAGCGGCAGUUUUUCAAUUAAAAGGGUCCUAGUUUCCUAAAUGUUUUGGAAAAAUGACGUUUUCACGAAUAAAAGAGAAGAUGGCUGCCCACUUACUCUCAUUACAAAUUAUCAUAUAGGAAACCGCCACCGAACGUGAUCAGCUGUCUGAGCAAUUUGCACACGUUAACGAGAACAACAAGUUGCUGCAACUACAGGUCGAGCAACUGUUCAGCGAACUCAAUCACACCAAAGAACUACGUGAACGCGGUAAGUAAUCGUUAACUUUUUUGUACAUGUAUGAAAAACGAUUAUGCUUGCUGCUCUUUGUUAUUUGACAGGAGACCCUAUCCAUGGGGGGUCGUAGUUUAGCUGGCCGUUUUUGUUAUUCGUGGGCUGGAAAUUACCUCUUGACACUUUGACCAGGUCCAACUAAAGCCCACGGAACAUAUCCAUCCGGUCGUCCAAAAGCGUGCUAAACCUUGAUUCGCGCCUGACAACUCAAUGAAGGACUAGUUUCCUAUAGAUCUUGGAUUUGAGGGUGGAGAUCUCCAUCCGUCUCUGAGCACACCAGCUGAAGAUUCCGAUACUGUACCGAGUGGCGACAGGCGAAGCCUUAUUGGGUGAUUGACAACACUCGCCGCGUCGUAAUACCACAAUGGCUUGUAAGAGUCGCGUAGACAAGCGACUUACCAGAUCCAUGUCCGGUCUCGAUGGUUUUGUUGCCGUAUGGACCGUGGCUGCGUACUUUUCAGACAGGACAGUCCGUCUACUUUGCAGUCAGCCUCCACCGGAGGCCAUUUCACUAUCCGCCUGGGACGCAUCGUAAAUUUCGUAAUUAGGCCCCGUUUUCACGGGAUCCCUGUUGUAAACUUUGAGAAAUCUCCCUUACCGACUUCUCCAUAUUUUCCCCGGUUCAUAAUCUUUCUUGUUUUAGAAAAGCUGGGCAUUCCCAACGGACUUGCAGAGCCGGAAAUUGGCAGAGGUACGCUUAUCUUUUUUAUUUCCUGCAUCCCCCGACGCCGACACUUACCAGGAGUAGACUACAGGGCACUAAUAGGGCCGGGGGUCAUUGUGCCGCACUGGGACCCACCCGUCGUAUUUCUCGUCACAACGCCUAUUUGUAGCCUUCUAACUGUGUUGUCUUUUAUAACUCAGCAUACAUUCCUCUUUAAAUGUCAACAUAAAAGCCCACCCAUGGUCCAUGUACAGUGACUCAGCACUACAUUUUUCAGUUAGUAAUACAGGCUGUCUAUUUUUUCAAAGUUCAAUAAAAUAAGCUUUGGCGCCGUGCAGAAUGCAGGCAGCUGUUUCAUGCUUAUUCGCCAUGAUUAUUGCGAAGGUUUUGACUAUCCGGUCUGGCUUUCGGUUCCUUAGUCCCCACAGCCUAACAUCCAACACCGAAUUCAAUCGUCAUCGCGCCGUAGCCAGGGGGAUCGGAUAGGACUGGAGGGGAGGUCACACUCAUCUCAUAAUUGCAUUUUCCACUCGCUUUUACUGUCUACCUGUGCGACAACAACCAAACUCCGCCUAACUGAUUAGGUGUCAUCUAUCACUGUGUAUGACGGAAGUAAUUUCAGAGUGCAGUCCAGGCAGACGCUGAGGGUUGUUUCAUCGCUUAUUGUCAGCACAACUUGUACAUGACGACUUUCGAUCGCUCUUACUCCGUUAAGACUAUGGCUUGUCUAGUGCAAAUUUACCACCCAUGUAGCUCGGAACGCAUAGCUACUAUCAAACUGCGUCGUCUAGCUUAUGUGUUUACGUCUUGCCUGCUAAUAGUUGGUUUGGUGCAUUUUUCUUGGUGCGACGGUAGUGAUAAAGACAGAUUAACUUAUCACGUCCUUGGCACUCUGGGUUUUUAUUAACUAUGGUGGAUCUCGAUGUAGAAAGGCAUAAAAGUGUGAAGAACACUCCUGCUGUCAUUGUCUAGGUGAACUUAUGGAUUAGAUAUUCUAUUAAACGGUUUCGAUUCAUUGCACACAUAUAUUACCGACAUAUUGCCUUCCCCGUCACAUCAGCUACUGUUGUAGUCAUUGUCAUAAGUCUUCUCCAGUCCCUUCCAUAAGGCGAUAAGUGAUACCUGCCGCACGGACUUUUGCGCUCAUUCAGAUGCGCUAACGGUCACGGCUCCCUGAUUAACUUCCUGCAUCCCGUGUAUCUUUUUAGAGCUUCCUUCAACGUCUAACGAUAUCGAGGCUGAGGACGAAGUCUUAGAAGAGCUGGACCUUGCAAUAGACGGCGUAGCCGCACGACCUGCAGGUAAGUCUGCCUUGGGAGACCAGUCAACAUGUUAAUAAGUCAUCUUGGAUUUUAUGCAAAAGCCCUGCUCUCCUAAACGAGGUUUUAGGCGUGUGCAUCGAGAGCGCUCACACGGGUGUUCAGUAAAACACUUUAUUAUCAUUGUUAGUAUUAAUUUUUAAAGCGCAUGCACGACCGCCGCUGUGGCGGGUGCGUGCAAUUCCAUCACCACCAUUACUUUUGGGCAGUGGUAACAAUCGGUAGAUGGCACCCAAAUCUCCGUUGCCUAGGGUUAACAUCUACUAUAUCUAUUUGAGAAGGUUAUAGCCCUACAUAGUUGUUGUUUCAUCCGACCUGCGGUCCAUAUAAUGCCUCAUUUAGAUUAUCAUAGUCUCCAACAGUUGAUAUGCGAUCGCUGUAGACCGAGCCAUGGUUAAUCAACCUUGGCCAAGGCUUACACGACUGACGAGUGACAGCAGUAGUGUGGUUGUGGCUAAAUCUAAUCAUACAUACCUUAGGAGUGUAGAGAAACGAUCGCUGCGUCUGAUCACAGGUGUUCAAAUGCCUCGCGGGUUUCUUAAAAUGGUUUACGCCUAUGUGUUUACUUUUCAUUCACCGCGCCCAUUUUUCGUUGCUAUAUGGCGAUGAAGUAAAGCUUCCUCGUUCGAAAAGCAAUUUCCGAAAAAAAUCUUACUAUUAUUGACAUUUAUCCACGCAUUCGAAGGCCCCACCCGUAAAACCACUAUUACAACCUGUCCCGUAAUACAGGCUGCUUUGGUUGGGCGUAUUUUUUGGGUGCCAUCUCCCGAUUGUUACCUGGGUAGUUAGGGCCUAAUUCUCGAAUUCGGAUCAUUUGCUCUAUGGUAUCACACAUGUCCAUUACAGUGUAGUUUGUCUCACGAGUCACUGGAAAGCCCUGUUCCGCCACAUAAACUGCCAUCCACUCGUUUGAAUGUAGAAUGUGGUUGGUAGUAGUGAAAAUGGGAUUUUCAGGUGACACGUCAAAAAAGGGGGGCGUUUACCAGGAGACACCGCAUCUUCUUUUGAUAUGGAAUAGCUUUGAAAAAACGUAAGUUGCCCCAUUCCAUCCGAAAGGACCGAAACAACCAUUUCUGUAUGCUUCGCCACAGUGCACACAUAUUUCUUAGGCAGCUGCCUCCAAUCCAUUGACCACGGGCGGGAGGGAUCACAUCUUUGACCUGUCCAAGGGGGGAGUUUUUGAGGUGGUGAGCGCACUGCACCUAAUUCACUCUUCGACACCCCAGCCCACAUUUGGAGGGUAGUUUUAUACCAGCAGACUCUUAUGAGGUGGCCAGGGUGGUUUAGGCGACGUGCUAACAUAUCCUUCCCCAGAGUGACGUUAACAACAGCGAAGUGUUUGAACGGACGUUUUUCGACAUUUGACGCUCAAAUACGAUGGCAAGCAGGUCAUGCCUAUUCCGCCGAACGCAUUCAGGAGACUUUCUCGAAGUAAAUGCUGACCACUUUAUGUUUAUUGCAGGCACUCUAACUACUUACAGUACCUGUGCUAACUCAUGAAAUGUCACGAAUUAACACAGGUUAACGCCUUUAACGCAAAAUCGGUAAACACUACGGCUCCCAAAGUCUGAUAGCGGAAAAUAAACGAUGUGCCAAAGAAAUAAAGCAAAGUUUGGUUAAGAAAAUAUUAUUUACUGAGAUAAAAAUAAAUAAUUUUCGACAAAAGUCACAUUUUCGAGAAACGCCUAUAUUACAACCAAGUUAAUAAAGGCUACGUAUGAGGACGUAUAAAGGAGUAGGGCGCAUAAAAGGUCAAAAAUAAUUAAGGACAGAAACAGAUACAAAAAAUUAGUACUUUGUAGAUUGUCCAUUCGAAUUAAUAACAGCAGAAAGUCUGUCCGACAUAGACAUGACAAGGUUAUCUAUGGUGGAUUGUAAAAUGUAAUUAUUGAGUAUGAAAUCCAAUUUUUCCUGCAUUGAAGGAGUCUUCUUAGCUUUGUGCCAAUUUCUUUUGACAAUUCCAAAAAGAUUUUCGAUUGGAUUCAGAUCGGGACUGUUGGCCGGGAUGAAAAUGGAUUGGAGGCCAAUUGCGGAGAGCGUGGUUGUUGUCUAAAAUUUUAGAUUAUGUUUGCAAGCGGCAUCAAAUUCGUACCUCUUUAGAGCGGUGGACAGGUGCAUUGUCCUGCAAAAUUACAGUAUCCAUUCGGCGCCGGCUUAUGCCGUUGUAGCCGAAAGCAUCCUUGACAAUUGCAAUGAACACCUUGCUGUUGAUGGUGUCGGAUGUUGACCGCCAGACAGGCCGCUCACCGAAUUUAAUCGCCAUCCAAACCAUCAUCCGCCGAUAGUUCUUGAAUGUUGCCGUCGGUGUAGUGUGUUCUCUUGGGAAGUUCUUUCCACAUAUGACGGUUUGGAGCGACUUCGUAGGCUUGUCUGAAAAUAGAACCUCAUCGCAGAAGAAAAUGCUCUUCCAAAAUGAAGAUCUGUAUUCAAUAUAAUUCUUAACAAAUAAAAGCCGUUCUCUAAUUAGUUUUCUACUUAAAUAUGGCUUAAUCAUGGCCUUCCGCCGCUGCAGUUCAAAUUCCUUCAUCCUUUUUCUAAUGAUGUUCAUAGAAAACAUCGGCAGAUGUUCCCGCUGAAUGGUCUCAAUGGGCAUGUAAUGAAACUUUUUUAAUGUACGACGAAUAAAAUCGUCGUCUUGCUUACUUGUGGACCGUUUUGGUCCCCCUAUCUUAUUUCUAGGAACAGUUUUAUCAUUAAUAAUGCGCCACAGAGUGACCUUGCUAAUAUUGAAAAUACUAGCUAACGACUCACGCGGGAUUCCCUCAGCCGCUAAUUUUCGAAUGCGCUGGAAGUCAACUUCGGAUAAGUAUUGUUUAGACAUAGUUAUCGUUUGGCGUGGCAGAGCAAAGUUACGGCAUGUCGCGCGAACUCAAUAUAUAUUCGUUUACGACACGCAUUUUCAGUCUGGUAAAACAAUCACACUGAUAAACUUUUUUAUUUCGGUAUUUUGAAACAUAAAACUUUACGAAUUUGUAAAAUAGAAUUUUUAUAUAAAGAAUCGCACGUUAUUUCCUGAACACAAUAAGAAAUAAUUUAUCUGCAUUUCCCUGAUUUUGUUGAUAUUGAAAUUUAAUUUUUUCUUUUUGUUCGAAAGUUUAUUAAAAAAUUUCGUCCUUUUAUUAAUCUUCUUAAACAGAUUAAUAAGAUUACAUAAAGAAUUUCCAUCCGAAAGCUUUAAUAGCGUAGGAAACUGCUUGAAUAUCAGGAAUCCUCCGAUUUCGCCUUAAUCCGGCCCGUUUUCUAUUUAAUAUACAGAUCCGUAUCAAACUUUCCUUCAGAAAACGGUCUUUUCGUCCUUAUUUCAACUAAAUAAACACAAAUAACGACACCAAAAAUACGCUACAUUGUCCACUAUAAUUUUGUCCUCGGCAUUUCAUGAGUUAGCACAGGUACUGUACUUUCUCUCCUGCUAAUCAGAAAAUUCAAAUGCGCCGUCACUCUCCCUGUCGAUGGACAAAGAGGCUGACAGCUCCGCGGUCACUGAACAUCUCUCACAGAGCAUCUACAACUUCCACCAAUCACUGCGCCUAAUCCGGCUGCUGAAAGGUGAGCCUCGAGCUAUGCGACAUGCAUGCAGCGAUUUGCAGCACCAGAAUGCCUCAGCGGAUGCGCUGGUCCAGUGCCAGCUUACUGCAAGUAGUCGACUUUGGUCAACCUAGAGGGUGUACUGGUCACUGACUGAACUGUGUACAACAGACGACUACAGCUUCGCGUCACCGUCAGCCGUUCUCCUUCCCCCCCACCCUAUGCGGUUCAGUGAAUCAUCCUUGUACUGCACGCCUUUCUUGCCUUCUGCAGGACGCAUAUGCAGUCCGUCAGCAGCGUGCGCGCUUCAUCGGACCGAAUUUGACGCCUACCAGCAUUUGCUCUUUUUUUUCACUCGCCCUCUUCCUGUCCAGCCAAGCACUUGCACUCCCUGACUCAACUUCAGUGGGCACGCUAGGUGAAGACCAAGCUACAUCAGCCAGCAAGGGGCUUAAGAAUACCCGUAGUCGGUAUAGUCUGUCCUGUCUAAUGUAACAGACUAACCCAGCAGUCAUCUGACGUUUGUAGAAAUGUAGUCUAUGAUAGCACAUGUGCUAUAGCGUCCUAAAGACUUAGUUACAAAUGACUGAUUCAAUUACUUUCCGGAUUUGCUAUCCUUUCCUCCAAACUGCGCCUGCUCUCCGACCAGGACAAAAGGAACCUCACUUGGCAAGUGCGAGUGGUCGCUCUACUUUAUUUUACAUUCAGCGCCCACGACAUUGUGUUGCUACGCGACGCCAAACGUGUUAAAUAUUCAUUGAUUUCCCAUGUCAGCGCGGGUUCCAACUACAAGCUCGGGCACGUGUUUCGCCGAUCAGCUGCCGCUGUUUUAUGCGGAAGUGAAAAGUUUAACACCGAAAAACUGGAGUACACACAGACCAGAGAGCACCUGGGGUGUGCUGGCGACACCCACUGAUGAGCGAAAUCUUUCGCAAGUGCGUCAUGUAUCGGCACAAAAUUGGCGAAACAGUGACCAGGACUUUUGCUAGUAUCUGUAUCGCUUGUUGGCAGAUGGCGAAUGUUGCAUAAUUAUUUCUUUGAAGCUGAUGGAUUUUAACAUAAGCAGUCAAUUUUCGGAUCGAAUGUGGGAAGACUUGUCUUGGAGACAUCUCACAAUUCACGCGUUUAUUUCCGAGGAAAGAACGGAAUUAAAAUUACUUCCCUCAGUAUUUUCCGAAGCUGUAAGCUUGACAAUUUUUCCAGAAUAAUAACUAUAAUUACAGGGCCUGGAGGUUGUUUUUGUUAUAUAACAGUGAAAUAAGUUACUGCGCACUUCGGGGUAGAGUUUCGGCUGGAGUCUUACCGGAUUGAUGAAUGUUCCCCAACGUUCAUUAGCGUUCCAGAUCGCGGUCGACGGGACAGCGAGCUUGUCGCCCACUGAUACAUUAUUGGAAUUAAUGUCGAAUGAACAUAAGGCGCCGGUAUAAAUCCCAGGUUGUCCAAACCUGGUGUUGCUUGUGACUGACCGGCCAUCCCGGUUUCCCUCGUCUUUGUCCAUAUUUAUUUGUCCAUGAUUACUGAUCGCCGUGCGGCUGCCUGCGAAGGCUCUAUAUUGAACCCUAGAGCACAACGGGGGGGGGGGGGCACGACCCGUAACCCGCGUACACUUACCACAGUUAUACCUGCAUGCUUCAUCCGAACUAAGUCUAGUCUACCCAUUCCUGUUGCAUUCUUAUCUCGGGUAGUUGAACUUUCAUUCAUUGAUUCACAUGAUUUGGAUCCGGCCUUUUCACUCGGAACAGCCCUACUCCUAUUUUAUGGAAGAAUUGUGGCCGAGAUGUCACUGCAACAUUUUUGAUAGCCAUACAUGAAAUAUGCAAUACCACAUACAAAAUUCUUCAACCAACAGGGCUACUCAGCCUUAACCCUUUUAAUCUUUAAUUCAAUCGCACGGACAAGGUUCGAUUCAGCAAACAUUUCGCCUGCGAGCUUCUGUUCUCGGUUCGACACUGACUUUUCUGUUUGACUUUGGAAACUGAAUGCUCACUUGUUAUUCACUACUUCUACUGCGUCUUAUUACGCACCUUUAUUAUUGUUGGUAUUUACCGGCAAAUACCAAGAAGACGAAGGUUUUGGCAAUUCGUGACGGCCUCUCUCUCACUUGUAAUGCUGACGUAACUUCUACUUGGCGGUUAAGAGUAGAGAGUCUAUACCAGCUGUGUUUGAUCAGUGUCAAAGUGCUUUGAUUGGUCGUCUUCGGCCAUUACCGUUUCAGACGUAUCCCACAGACUAACGGACCGCGCUCUUUCAGCAGUGUAGUUGGUGGUUUGUUCAGCAGACACCAUGUUUGCCGCAAAACAGCCCCACGUCUUGAGGGAUUGUUCUGUGCUGAACUAGGCGGCGCAUUGCCGAUCCUUGAUAAACUCCUGCCGGUGGAAUUACAUUUUCUGAAACCAUCGGAAGGCCAAGAAAUCCGUCCAAACAGAGCAUGCAAAACUCCGUUGCAGAAGUUGACCAAGUUUCCCCCACUCAAAUGCAUUGCAAUUUCCCUCUUCCUCUUAUUUACUAGUUUCUUCCCUAAUUCAAUCUGUCACAUAGUGCUUUGUGCUUGAGAUUGUCUGUUCAGCUACGGCAGAUCGAGUUGGUCGACAAAAUUACAUAUUUAUUACUACUGCAUGCAGUCAGUCUACUACACCCACUUUUUGUUACCAGACUGCAUCAGGCCAACCAGAGAUGAGAUCCGGCCACACAUUUCGUCACUCUGCUGUUGCGUUCCAUACUCGUAUUUAGUCUCCAUUUCAAUUUACAUUGCACGCGCACACAUUUUGUUUUUUACUCUUCCAUAGAUAAGAUAUUGGUAUCAACAACCAUUAACUUGGAACAUGCCUUGCCAGCGGAUUGGAAGGGCGGUGAUGAACAGAGUCUCCAGACGAAGUCGGUUGACACUUUUGUUAACGAAAUCCUCCGGUAUCACGAAAAUGCCCUGGCAAAUCUUCACGCAUACUUCCUACAAGUAAAUCCCUCAGCGGCCGUCGAGUUAGCCAAGACAAUUCGUAAGUCUUCACCUGUUUGGGACUUUUUGUAGCUGACCCUACUGAAUUCGCGUUUCCAUAAGCGUAAAUGGCCUGGUGACAACUAGUAACCUCUCCCACUGUGGUCAUUUUUCACUGAACGUAAUGAAAGACUAACCGGCGUCUGUUUUAGAGCUGUUUUGCUAUUAUCUACUCUAAGUAACUUUAGCAGACAGUGGUGAAAGGUCCAUAAGUCAGUUUAUCGUUUAAAAUUAUAACAUGUUUCAUUUGUUGGCGUCUUCAUAUAUCCUUGUCAUACAGCGUGCAGAAUAUGGUAAUAAUGUGACGUAAAUGUCCUGCAUUUUAUAUCUCACAAACGCAGCCUUCAUUUGGGGCAUUUUCCAUAACGGCUCAUAAUAUGUCUGGCUUCGGUGCAUACCUCUCUCCCCGUACGUAGUUUUUAGGCUGUUUGAUAGUCUAAGGCUCAUUGAUCCUUUAUAUUUCCCCACAGACAAAAGUCGGGUGCUGGUAAAUCGGACAAACCUGGGGGCUAAUUAAUAGCUGAAUGCCACCACAUCAUUCACCCCUCAAAAAUUGGCCUUAUUAGUCGCUUGCUGGUUUUGGAUGUGUUUCAGGCCUGCCUUUCGCUGCAGGACAUGCAAAUUUGUUCAAAACCGCUCAAUAUUUGUGGCCAGUCAACGUCACUGUCUUACCAUUUUCCUCCUAAAAAGCAGGGUUUGGCUACCUUCGCACCCAACCUAACCGUCAGAGAGUGUGAUUCGUGUUGAUGGAUGACCCUCUGAUUCCGCAUGCAUCAUCAAAACCCAGUAUUUUUAUUAUGCACAAAGCCGUUUAAACGAAAGUGUGCUUAAAUUUCCAUGGCAUGGAAAUAACGCAUGUCUACUCUCUGCAUUAGAAUUACGGAGGAGAGCUUCUAGAGUUAAAAUUCGAUGUUUUUCGCGUUCUUCGUCGUAAAUUUUUCCAUCAUCGAUUUCCGGGGAAGAAGCAUUCAACAUCUGUAAUAAAAAUUUAAAAAAUAAUAGCAGACUCUCAUGAUGUCACUUGGUCAAUGUAAUCCUAUCUUUUAUGGUUCGUCCUGCGUAUAUUACUGACUUGCGCCGCAUUCUGGCCAUAAAAGCUGACCAAGUUCCCCGUAACGUCAGUAACACCACAACACCGUCCCAUUGAACUCCUUUUACUUAAAUUAUUAUCCGAGAACUCUCACCUUUGCAAGGCUGACAACCAGAGUGUCCCUAAAAGAAUGCAUAAAGCUAGAAUAAUCCAAUUAGACGUGCCUGCCGUAGCGAGAAUGAUCGCGUACCUUUUGAAGCAAUGCCGUUCCUGGGCCUACCCCCUCCGCUUAAUGCCUAUGUAGACAUCAGUCGCUCGCAUCGAUGAUUUCUACAACAGAAGCAACAACAACAAAAACAACAACGCCAACCUGUUCCACUAAUUACGCAUUUAAGUCUAAGGCUGUGCUCGUCUUACGCCUCCAGGCACUGCCACCGAUCAGUGCAGUACUUAUUGUGUCAUUACUGCAACCAAAUGCAUCGCCACGUGAAGAUGACCAUUAUCGCUUGUGACGACUUUGAAAACGCAAACAUUCCCGGCAACAAGAAGUAUUGUGGAUUGUCACUUCGUUCCGGAAUUCUGACCAUGGGCGCCAGGGCGCCAGGGCGCCACUUUGUGUUCCGCAGAACUCCUGUCCCGAGCAUAAAUGGCCUCUCUUUUGACUCAAGUUAGUUCCAGACAGGUCCAGGGGUAUUCUGUUAAAGCAUGAUGAUUUCUGCUAAAGACAUUUAGCUCUUGUAUCAACUCCGGUAAUUUAGUACGAGAACACAUUACCCACAGGACAUUUGCUAAGAAAUGAGAUGCAUCUCCAACUAUCUCUAUUCUUUGCACAACCAAUCACCGAACGCGCAGAACUCCAGACAACGUGCAGACGACACCAUCUCGCGUUCCCAUGCGCUGUCUGUGGCUCCAUUGUGAAGUUCAGUGGGUAGUGCGAGAAAUCGUACAACCUCAGGACCUCAGUUUGCACUCACUAGCAUCGUUUUCCUCCUUCCCCCCAAACUCCACUUUUUGUCCCCGUUCAACCGUCCCCAGGUCUUUCCAGCCUACUGUCAUCCGUAGCGAUAAUUUCCUGCCCAUUAACAACAAAUAUCUGAUAGUUUCAAGUGGGCACAACCACCAGUUGAAGUGCGUUCUGCCUGCGGGUUUUCCGUGUACGUCAAAAUAUGCAACUAUGACGUCCUCUGUCACGUGUGUGUGCGUGUGCGUGUGUGUGUGUGCGUGCGUGCGUGCGUGUGCAAGUCCCUCUAACAGCGGCGGUGGUUGUGCACCGAGCCUUAUACCGCUAUUCUAUGCAUAUUAGCAGCACACACACACACGCGCACACAUCGAGACUUGGCAUAUUCUCCGUCUUUUGGCUCCGCUUAAGCGCAUUACUUCACUCGCACGUGUGCCGAUGCUGCUGCUGCUGCUGCCGCUGCACACACGGCCUUGGCGCGCGCUCUGCGUUCAUUUAUCGGCCGUUUUUGGUGGACUGUAUGAAGCUGCGCCUCAUUGUCGUGGUAAGUGCGGAUAAGCAGACGCGAUCAGACGCUCGUCAUCACACGACGCAAUCGCGCGCGCGCGCGUCCGCGUUCACACAACCACCUGGUAGCGCCUUUUCAGCGUUGGCACCACCCACCCACUCACCCUCUCUCUCUCUCGUCACGACUGCGUCUCGCGAGCUAACUAGCCACUUGCCCAUGCCGUGCUUUUGGAUGGCAGGUCAUCAAGCCUCCCGUGCAUCAGUGUGCAUGUGUGUGCAUUGGCUGUCGGUGCUUACGCGCCAUCCUUCUUACGACAACCGAUAGGAGGAGAGGUGAGGAUCAUCCGCGCUCGCACACACAGAGUUUUUGCACCAGUCUUCACCCUUCCUUUGAGACCUGUUGACGAAAAACGAGGGAGUCGGAUGAGGUAAUUUACGCUCCCUUUGCCGUUGGUAGCCACCAAUAGUCUAGUCCCCGACCCUCAAUUGAGAAUGGACAACCGAUUGCUGAGGCACGUGACCAUGCUCCACCGAUUGCGGCCACUGUUUUCGCUCUGUACCCCAAAGUAGAGCAUUCGAUCUGAAUUGCGCUUCGAGUCAGUCUAAGAACCUCGUAGGCGUUGGGUUCUCGGCGACCUUCCACGGGUGGUGAACACAGGAUGACUGGAUUAUCCAUUUAUGGAGUAUGAAUGCUGCCAAAAAAUGACCCGCCCCCACCUCAAAUAUGGUAAAACUGUCACCUUUAGAUGCGCACAGUCAUUGAAGUAACUGUCUUUCAUUUUAACUACAAAACUGUGAGAAGAGGAAGGAUGGAUACGGCGAUCACAAUUAACACCAAACGUACACCUUGGCAUCCCUUUAUACAGAACUUCAUAUUUUCGCUUCAUGGCGCCACUGCCGCCCCACCACUCCUUCGUGGCACAACUUUGAUCGGCCGAUUGCCAUAUUUGGCGGCUAUUUCGUUGCUGGUCUGGGUCGAAGCAGCCCUCAGGCUUAGAAUUUGACGUAGACCCUGCCCGGUCGAUUUUUCGUCUUCGAUAAUCCCAUACACGUGGAUUUAAGUCCUGAGAUUGCGCCGAGCACAGAAGCGUUCGCAUUCUGUUAGCCAUUCUGGGGGCUUUAACAGUUCUCGCCUGAUGGAGAGACGUGAUGCCAUCUUGCAACCAAACAUUUUCCACUCCGGUUGGUGGGCUUACUAAUAGGCGUUCUUACAGUGCUGGAGGUAUUGCUUGCAGCUAGCGUUUCGGUGUAGUAUAACGAGUCCGUAUCUAUCGUUUGUCCGGAUUUCCCUCUGACAGUUCGAUCAUCGCAAGUGACGGCGUCCACCGCGUGCCCCACAGAGUGGGUGAAUGCGCGUGAAUUAGUUUAUUGUGACGCAGACUUGCACAGCAUCUACCACACCCUCCCCCUGGCGCACUUUGCUCCGAUGUCAAGACGGGCGGUGGGCUCGGACGCGGCGGUUGACAAAGUCAAAUGGCCCGUCUACGCGUGCCACUUACGACUCUCACAGCAUGCAUUGGGUUUCUGCAGGGGAUGGCUCAGAAAAAAAGCCACACUAAGGGCCGAUUUCGGCUUGACUUUCAAUUCAAAGGGAAAUCGAGUCAUCCCGUUAAAUGGCGACCUUUUAGGCCAUGAUUAUUAGCACGCCGUGAUAGACUCACGCACGCCAGACUUACUAUAGUGGGAAUGCGCUGAGUUGCUAUGAAGAUGGAUUCACCACUGUUAGCCUCGCUGUCCCUUCUGUCCUGCACCAGUCGACUGUCCGAACUUAUAAACAUCUGGUGAUGAGCCUGCGUGUAGUGGCUGAAGUGGCGUGGAGACCAACGUCUAAGGCGUUAUGGGCUUACGUGGCUGUGCGACCUGACCCAGUUUUGAUCCAGCUCAUCUGCAGCGCAGCCAUUUGUUGGGGCCACGUAUUGCCCUCCACAAGUUCUGUCACCCUCUGGACAAUUGAACCUAAACUGCGGUAUGGGUAAAGCUCAUUACUACUUUUCGUCAGUCCUCCAAACUGAACUGGUAUUCGUUAGCACAGGUUAAUUUAUUACUAUUGCACAGCAUAGCAUCGGACAUGUCUCAUCAUCAACCUAAGUCAUGCCUUCCAGUGAACAGAAUUUAACACGGACGUCUGAUUCUAGAACCAAGUGCCGCUGCUGUUGCUCACUGGGCGGUUUUUCUCACAUCCGUAGGUAUCGAAGCGCGCAAGUCAGUUGAUAAUUCACGGGAAAUCACAUAUAACUUGGAAGCGGACUCUGACGUAUCGAGAAAACCACAUAUAUUUAAGAAGUGAACGACCUUAAGUAAAAAAAGGAAACGUACGGCAUUGACAGUGGCGUUACGUGCGUCUCCCUGGUGGAGAGCACAUGUGCGGACAAUAAAUACACAAUGGUAUCGUUAACGCAAUUCCCAUCAGUUUAAGGCUGAUGCGAACAGAUGAUUAUAACAGAACUCAACCGAUGUUGAAAAGCUGUUCUUGCCAAUCUGGGGUUUAGUUGUCCCCUAAGAAAGGGCGUAGUGGGCAGUGAGUAACAUCAUGAAAUCAUGCCCUGACGUAGGGAAAAGGGACACCAUGUCGCGAGUAUUCCGUAUCCUUGUUCACGCAAUUUUCAUUGAGGCAAAAUAAGUUAUUGCCUGUCGAUCUUAUUACUUGCUUAUAGUGGUACCUAAUUCCACAAAUCCUCAAGUCGAAGCAUGUGAAACUCAUAGCCUCCCUCGUAUCACAAAAAGGAUGUGCUUGUUCAUAAGUGGUCUCAUCUGAUUUUUGCUGAAAAAAAUCAGUUUUCCGCCACAGGGGGCCUGAUGUAAACGUCUCCUACUUGCUUUGAGACUCUUGUACAACAGGACCCGUACAGACACACAACGCUGGUGUGUGACAUAGCAGCAUAGGAAAUUACCUUGAUGCAAUGAAACACCGGUUUUUGCGCGGGAUGUUCUGCCUUUUGAUAAAGUAACUGAAAGACAGAGUAUGCUUCAGAAAAGUCUUUUGCAUUACAUGAAUACGAAUUGAAGAUAACAUCCCAUACGCUUCCCACUGAUCACCCGGAUUUCAGUCGCCACAUUUCGUGACUUCCGUCACCUGCUAUGCACUAUUGUAGUCUGUCGACUUCAAUUGUUAGCACAGUUUUGCUAAGCAUAGUGGAUUGUGUUCUGACCUUUUAUCCGUCUCGGUAAACUUUCGCAAAAAUGGUUGAUGUCCCGGUUUGGAAAACCGGGAAAAUAAAAAUUACCGUGUUUAUGCGUGGGGAUGCCUUCCGUUGACAAAAAAUUGUAAUGCAUAUAAAGGACGAAACGACGAGGGCUCCUUAACGGUUUCUACCAACUCAAUACCCUUUGCACGUGUUUCGCUAGCGUUGCGGCUGUCGUUUUUCAUGACCUAUUCCUUUGCAUCUUCUCAGUCUUGCAUGAGGAUGGACCUAUUAAUCCAUGAUGAAUAAUUUGGCCACCUGAUCCAGUACCUGCAACAGGCUCUUCUACGCUCGCAAGAGUAGUUUCAGUUGAUCCCAAGAAUGUUGACACCACUGCCUUUACCUCUCCAACAGGACUGAUGUCGGUUUGUGAUUAUGCUUCACAAGCCCUUACCUUUCACUCAAAACGCUACCUUCAGAAACGCUGUACUCUCAUUUCAAAAGGUUUUAAUGCGGGUUGAACAACCUAUUGGAUGAAUCUUGUUUGUCCUAAGAGGAGAUAAAUUCUGACAAGACCUCUCGCCACACGUCGGCCAUCCUGUAGCAUAAAUGACCGGUGUGACAGAGCUAUUGCCACAUUUUAGGGUGAAAGCUUUUGAGUAUUUACGAGUAAAAAUUUUCCAAGCUGGGAAGCACUCCUGAUUUCUCGAAAAAAAUACUCUGGGCCUCCUGCCCCACCUGAUUUACGUGAAUCAAAACCCACUCUCGCAGUCGCAGAAGUGUUUUGCUUUACAUGUUCCGCUCAUUUUAAUACCUCCUCACAAAUGAAUGCGCACAAGUGUGUUGGCUUAGUCUGCAGCAGUUAUUGCCACAGAAAGUCCUCUUAGGACGAAGGCAAGUACCUCCAGAGUUAAUUGAUUAAAAAAGAGGAUAUUUGCGGCGAACAUUGGCGUGUGCGAGAACGUUUUUUAUGCCUAACGUAAGGCUAAUAAAUAUAAUUAACGACUUUAGAGGAGCCUCUAACGACUACCGGAGUUUAUUUCUCCGUGUUUAUCGGUUUUCUCUCCUACUUUAUAUGCCAAAAGCAGACUUAUUCUCGGCGAACGCAUCGUUAGCUGUAGACAGGAUAGCAUUAUCGACAAAUACAAGGGAGACUGGAAUGGCCAUUUCUGGCUUAUUAGCCGUCGUCAGCCAAUCAUACGCAGACCCGAAGUGUGGAACACAUAGGGCUUUAUCCCGCGACCUGUUAGUUAUGAGUCUAACGCCUCUAACCACUGAGCCACGGACUCGUCCUGUCGGUUGCGGUCGGGAAUGUACAAUGGUAGAGGGGCGCUCGCCGAUCGUUUUUACGGAACCUACUCGUCCCGUUGUGCCUUACGGACUCUCUCUCACUCUCGAGCCCAACCAGCAGCCGCACAGCGGCGCAUGAUACAGGCGCAUGAUACUCUGCCUAUAUCAUGCGCAGCUGUGCGGCUGUUAGUUGGGCUCGGGAGAGAGCCCUAAGACACAACGGGACGAGUAAGUUCCGUAACACGAUCGGUGAGCGCCCCUCCACCACCGUUAACUGUGCCUACUUCAUUUACCACUGCAUAUCAGCAAGAAUUGCAUCCCAAAGAAGAAGUCGAAUAUCAAAAGGCUCGUUUUGUGGUUUUUUUACCGUCUCAGCCAACUGUACCAUAUACGGUUCGGACAGUGAGGAUGUCUGAAUAUCAGCCAGUCGUUGGCGCGACGCAAUUCCUCGUUGGAACAAGAGCUAUUGAAAUGUCUUGUGUCGCUUAGUGUCUAGCCGGGUCGCGUAGCUUCAACGGUAUAGUAAGCCUUGAUUGACCUCUGAAGACGAGCUAUUGACGAUUUAAGCAACUGCCGGCGACUUCUACAGUUUAAAUACAAGAAGAUCAAACUUUCAUUCGCCGACCCAGAAAUUGGCGUUUUGUGGUCUUCACAACUUUGUUUGUGGUAUCGAAGCCUUGUUACGGGCGUUGGACUUGCGCAGCACCGCCAGCCGAUAUCUUGAACACGAAACCUUCUGCUACGGGUGAAACAACUAGAAAGAGUCUGCUUAUGCCCUUGCAGUUUAUCGAUUUCCUUCGUUCUGCGCGGUCUGUGCUCGUGUAGCGGCCGAGUAGGGUUGGGCUCUGGAAGGCUCGUGAUGGCCUGACGCUGAACACGAUGGCUUGGGAUCUUUCUGAUGGGAAGUCAGGGAAAACUCCUCUAAAAGUUGGGUUACUCCGUCAUACACGCUGACAAAGGAUAGGGGCGGCGUAGACAUAAUAGCAAUGGUUGAACUGGAUGUAAAGGUUUAUUAAGGAAAUGUUAUCUGGAUCGGUAGAAAAAUAGAUUUGGGACAGACUACUCUAAAAAAAUAGAAACAGUGUGUACAAGUUAGUCAAACAAAUGCGAGAAUACGACUUGAUUUGGUGAACCGAUAAACGAGGUUAGCGGAGAAGGGUGAUUAGUUACGGAAUAAACGAUACGUAUAACGAAUGAUCAGUUCUGGGGUAUGCAAACAGUAACGAAUAGGGACUUAGCGGCGAGUUCGUCGAUAGGCGGCGGCUCGUGUCCACGUAACCCGGAUUCUGAAAAGGGAGGGCGGGAAGCAAAAAGAUCCGUUUAAAACAAUCGGUCGUUACACUCGUGCAUUGCAGUGACCUGGCAUUUCAGCGAAGUCUGGCUGCAUGACCGACACUGACAAGUUGGACAUUUCAAACUGGCAGCUGUUUUAUUCGCAUCCGUUUUCGCGUGCUUUUGGUUAGUUAGAAAAAACCAUAAUCUACUGAACCGCUUUAGAUUCUACCCGGGCUAUCGGGCUAUUUUGCGGUAUCAAGAGUAAGCUGUGAAGGCAUUUUCUUGAUUGUGGUACACAGAAGUUAUCUAUAACACAGGUCGCAUCACAGUCGGCUGCUGCGUUAUUCACAUGUUUGGCAUUCCCAAUAUCUACAAAAUGUUGUUUUCGCUAAAGUCCAACAUCGACUGAGGUAACGGCCACAGGACAUCUGGAAAGAAGUAGCUCAGUGUGGUUACAUAGACUUGUAGGGAAAUUUCAAUUGUGUUGCAUUUCUCUCGUUUCAAUUGGGUGGAGUUUCACGGUUGCGCGAACUCCAGCGGUCAGAUUCAAAUCUUUAGUCCGAAAUUCACCCCACAAAGCGACUUUAUUUUCAGGAACGUGGUUUCGACUGGUUACGGGGCUAACAUUUGGUAACCUGUCUUUGACCUGUUGAUAAUACCUCCCUGCUUAUAGUAAUUGUCACCCACUUCGACGCCAAUUUCGAGGCAUGCUUUGUACACUAGUUUUCGUCUGUAAUCCAUGCCUUUACAUUCUUUUCUCUCCUGGAUUCCCUCAAAGACGCUGAUCCAAACGGUACCUCAGGCAGGCUAUGUGCCGAGCCGGCGCUGACUUCAGACGUCCAUUUGUCAUUUGACAACAAACCCGCUCGACCAAAUUCCCUUUCCCUUCCCGAUCACGCCGACAAGUCAGUUGAAACAAGCAAUGAAUUCAGAAUUCAAAGGGAUGUCGUCGAGGUUGUAGGAGCCGAUAGUUCUGACGCACAUUCCUCUCCUACGGUGUCUAGCAAUGGCCCAAGUAUCUCUCCCGCGUCGGAAAUCGCCAGCUCUAAUACGGAGGAAGUCAUGACACUCAGAGGUAAUCCAUUAUUAUGUCCGACUGAGUUCUUGGUUAAAGUUGCCGGCCUCCACUUAUUUUUAAUAGACACACUGUCAUUGUACUGUGUUCUAGUCAUGGGCCUCGAGCCUAUUGGGACGAGCACUGCUAUUUACGGUACGGGCACGAAAUGGGGUAAUUUUAUUUUUCGUUAGGUUUAUUUUUUCGAACAAUUAAUACGGAGGACUGAUCUCAACAGGGUCUAGCGCAGGUUCCUCACAACUCACUCCACUGUAUGGCCGCCAUAGCUGCAGUAAGCUCCGGCGGUGUUGUAAGGUUUCGGUUAUCGAGGUAUAAGGUGUCUUAAAAUUACUUCCACAACUGCAUUGAGCAACAUCGCGUCUGUUAUUUACAGACCCAAUGCACAUGUAACGCCAUUUUUCGGACACUGUAUCUAUUAAGGUAGUGAAACGUGAGGAGAGUGGUACAAACGGAAUAUCGUCUGAGAUGGUCAACCAGCAAUGACAUGGUAGAUCGGUAUAGUUAGGCUGUGUGCCUUACUUCAAAUUAAAAAAAGAGGAUGAUCAACCUACUUGAUUGGUUCCGUAGUUGUAUUAGAAGGAUGCUCCUGAUGCUACGCACGUCACAUACAUACACUUUUUUCACUUACCAGAAGUAUUUGUCUUCUCUUAUUGGUUUUCUGCCUAAUCUGUACUUAAACCUCACUUAUUUUUCUAUAGAGUCCAUGCGCCUCGCCGUCGAGCAGAUUAAUCACUAUAAGGCCAUAAUUGCGGAUCUGGAAGCAUCAGGUAGCGUGCCCUUUAUGUGUUUUCGUUAA